Molecule: messenger RNA, 2746 nt
Organism: Nothobranchius furzeri (turquoise killifish)
Lineage: Eukaryota; Metazoa; Chordata; Actinopteri; Cyprinodontiformes; Nothobranchiidae
Product: transmembrane protein 100
Source: RefSeq, a predicted model, not a curated record
GGUUAGCAUUAUUUAGAGGUUAGGGUUAGGGCUAGGGCAGGGCUAUUCAAUUCCAGUCCUCGAGGGCUUCAACACACCUGAUUUCAAUCAGGAGGUGAUUAACAGGCUUCUGCAGAGCCUGAUGAGCCGCUGCACAGGUGACUCAACCACUGAUUCAAGUGUGUUGGAGCAGAGAAACCACUAAAACGUGCUGGAUACCGGCACUCGAGGCCCGAACGUGACUAGUCCUGGGACAGGGUUAGAGUGUAUGAGUGAUUUUUGCUUAUCCUUUCAUUUAUUUUCUUCAAUCUCUCGCAAGAACCAAAUCGUUAGGCGUAGGGUUCGGGUUGAGGUCAUUUUAGGAGUCAGGAUUUUUGGCUAGGGUUUUAUUUUUGUCUUUAUUUUAGUUUUUCUUUUAUGUAUUUCCUUUAUUCCCAUCCACAAACCACACUGCAAUGACAAUAAAGAUAACUGAAUUUAAUAAAUCUGAUUUACAAACAUUUAUUUACGCUUCUUCUAAUGGAUGUAAAUCGUGUAAGGUUUUCAGGAGUGCACGUUAAUCGAAGCACACCUAAGAAGAUCUACAAUUUGGCUCAUGGCAACAACCGUAUUGGCUGUGCAGGAUUAUACCCUAUUAAUGGACCGUCCCUAGCUUCACCUGCUCUUAAGUAUCAACAGUAGAAUGUCACGAGCGACAUGUAUAUCAUGAAUCCGCCAAACUCAGAGUAUCAAAACAAACCAGCCACGUACGUUUACGUGAGCUCAAGGAAAGUAAAUCCCAAUCAUAUCAAGUUUCCUCACCUUUAUGUGUCAGAAACAAGAUUUGAGCACCACAUUGGGAAUAAACCUGCACCUCGCUACCUUCAGCAUGAGUUAAAUGUGAACGCGGGAGCGGACAAUACUCUGGGAAAGGGAAAAUGUGUGCUUAACCAAUACAAUGGGCUGGUUAGACACAACUCUGAUCCUGAGCUGAAAGCUAAAGAAAAAGAGGAAGGGAGUUGUUUCUAGAUAAAUAUCUGUUAAUGGGCUGUAAUGACGCGUAAUGACAGACAAGAGCUUCCUACUAAACACAAGGAAAAAGAGGGGAACAAACAAACUAAUCUUGAUAAUUUUGUCUGCCAUUUUGCCAGGUCUCGAGUAUUUUAGAGGAAUCUGGGAAUCAGCCCCCAUUUCUACAGCUACUGUCCAGGGAGAAGGUCGGCAGCAACAUUUGGCAGUUUUUCUGGUAAAUAUAAAUGAGACCUUCGCCCUGGAGUAUUCCUGACCCAACACUGAGGAGUCAACGACGACGUGGAGAUUAAGGGGGCCUAUAGCGAGUGAUAAAAACCAACCAUGACAGCCACGAUGGAAACCCUUGAUCCUUCAGCUUUAACAGAUGUCCCCUCGACCGUCUCCUUCCAGUGCACACCAGAGACGGUGACCCUACCUAAAGGAGUUGUCUCGGUGGUAGGCAUCACCGUGGUGACUGGGGGUGUGGAGCUCUCCUGUCGAUCCUGCAUGAUGGCCUUUGCAUUUUGGGGGGCGCUGAUUGGUUUCAGCUGUGUGGCCGUGGGGCUGUGGGACCAGUUGAGUCAGCUGCAGGCAGGAGUCUCUCAUCUACUGGGACUUGGGUUUGUGAUUCUGGCCUUCAGCUUUGUGAUGGUGGCCAGCACAGCAUUGUUUCACGUCCUGACGAAGAAGAAGAGAAUGAUUAUACGAGAGGAAAGACAGGAUGGCAAACAAGUUCUUGUGGAGGGUGAAGAAGUGAUUAAAAAAGUCACAGUAUAAAAGAAGACUGAGAUAAAAUGAUUAUGUACUAAACCGUCCAGAGGGGGGCCCUCUUUCCUGUUCAAAACAUUCUCACUCCUUAUCAGCGGCACCCAAAAACUCCUGUUUCUUCUUUUGUCUUAACUAUUUAGCGUUUGUUAUUUUAGGGAAAUGUGUUCUUUCAGGCUAUGAAUUCACAAGCUGUGUUCUACAUCUCUACAACGCGCCUUUUUACAUUUCUACGACAUCUUGUGUACUUUUUUACUCAGCUAAAAUGAUGAUAGAGAUUUUAAGCUACAAAAUAUUUCUUAUGUUUAUUUCAUAAGAAGCCUGCAUGUGAAACUCAGAGUGACUUUCGUAUACUUCAAAAAUAACAAGUGAAAAACAGUUUCUCAGUGAACUUGGUCUUUAAUAAAAUAAAUAAAUAAACUAGCUACUGUUCAAUAGUCAGAAAAAAUGUUGGAUUAAACAAACCUCACCAGAUGCUGCUAUUAAGUCAGCAUAUAAGCUUGUAGUCUAUAUUAAAUCAAUAUUAUUAAUAUAUUAUAUUUAUAUUCUCUUUUUUGGCAUAUUUUCCUUUUAAAUUUGAUUAUUUAUCCAUAUAGUUAACCUCAUAGUCUGCAACUUCUGCCUUUUAUAUCUUCAUUACAUUUAUUUUGUGUGAUAAUUUUAUUUUUUAAUACUAACUUUGUUGCAUAAAAUUGCUUUAAAGAACUUACUUUGUCAUGUAUCAUAGCACAAAAUUAUGUCAUUCUCAUGCUAAUUUUGUAAUACUAUCAAGAACCUAGCUUUGAUUAGUUUACAACAUCCUGAAUCAUUUACUUUAAAUGCUCUUCAUUGAUUGUGUUGAUGCCUGCAGGUAGGCCUAAUCUGGGAGGGGCAUGAACCAGCACUAGCUUUGGUCUAUUUCGAUUUGAAACCCCUGCUGUAAAUGCACACGUGUGUAAAAUGUGUAAACCCCUUGGGGGGUCACGAACCCCAGGUUGGGAAAUGUGUACUGAAAUAAACAUUCAUUCAUUCA